UACGCACGCACUGCCGAGCCGAGAGAUCAUCAGUGUUUUGUUGUUCAUUCGAUUGCCACAAAUUUUGCAAAUCUUCUCUUAAUCGUUAAAAUUAUAUUACUAUUUUGCCAUUACCGAAAGGAAACUGCCUGUAUCAUGACCAAAGACAAACGAAAGGCCGAGCAUGAUGGCAAACAAGUCACGGAUAAAGCCGCUGUCGGAUCCGGCAGCAGUGAUCCGGUAGGGCCAAUUGUCCGGAAGGGAGCGCUGAUGUCGUUCCGCUCGAAGAAGUUCACAAACAUCCCGAUUAAGGAUAUGUAUGGCAGAUGUCGAUAUGUGAACGCUUUCAUGAAGUGUAAUCGAGUUGGUGAAGGAACUUACGGGAUCGUAUUUCGCGCACGAGACACGGAGAACGAAGAAAUUGUUGCCCUCAAGAAGGUCCGGAUCGAUCAGGAAAUGUUCAAAGACGGUUUUCCGGUCAGUGGCCUACGCGAGAUUCAAAUUUUGAAAAACUGUAACCACGAAAACGUCGUCAAGCUAAAGGAGGUGGUUGUGGGUAACAGUUUGGAAAGCAUCUUUCUGGUGAUGGAAUUCUGCGAACAGGACUUGGCUUCCCUGCUGGACAAUAUGGAGACACCAUUCUCCGAGUCGCAAGUAAAAUGCAUUGUGAAUCAGCUGCUGAAAGGAUUGAAGUAUCUGCAUUCACAAUUCAUCAUACAUAGAGAUUUGAAGGUUUCGAAUCUGCUGCUGACUGACAAAGGCUGCUUGAAGAUUGCAGAUUUCGGAUUGGCACGAUACAUAAGCGAUUCCGAUAAACCAAUGACCCCUGGACUGGUAACUCUUUGGUAUCGUCCUCCAGAGCUACUGUUCGGAUCAAAAGUUCAGACUACAGCAGUGGACAUGUGGGCCACAGGAUGCAUUCUAGGAGAACUGUUAGCCCAUAAACCGCUUUUGCCUGGAGUGAGUGAAAUUUCUCAGAUCGAGCUCAUCAUCGAAUUGCUGGGAACUCCAUCGGAAACCAUUUGGCCAGACUUUUCAUCGUUGCCAGCGGUGCAAAAUUUCACACUCAGGUCUCAACCCUACAACAAUCUGAAACCGAAAUUUGCCUGGCUUUCCUCCGCGGGACUUCGCUUACUAAAUUUCCUCUUCAUGUACGACCCUAAGAAGCGUGCCACGGCAGAAGAGUGCCUCCAGAGCAGCUAUUUCAAAGAAGCUCCUCUGCCAUGUGAUCCCAAACUGAUGCCCACAUUCCCGCACCAUCGGGAACUGAAAAACACCGCCAAGGAACCAACGGAAAUUUCGGCUUCUACAGACCAGAUUACAAUACCAACCAUUUCCGAUCUGCUGGGUUCAUUGGUGAAGAAACGACGAACGGAAUAAACUCAAGAUCUACAGUGAAAUAACA
Aedes aegypti (yellow fever mosquito) is the source of this 1384-nucleotide messenger RNA. It is a transcript of the gene Cdc10, whose product is annotated as cyclin-dependent kinase 10. Gene Ontology annotation, biological process: regulation of mitotic cell cycle; protein phosphorylation. The transcript has 4 exons. Gene Ontology annotation, cellular component: nucleus. The coding region runs from base 136 to 1359 and encodes 407 amino acids. NCBI's taxonomy places the organism in Eukaryota, Metazoa, Arthropoda, Insecta, Diptera, Culicidae. Gene Ontology annotation, molecular function: cyclin-dependent protein serine/threonine kinase activity; ATP binding. The record is from RefSeq and is a predicted model, not a curated record.